Molecule: messenger RNA, 929 nt
Organism: Lolium rigidum
Lineage: Eukaryota; Viridiplantae; Streptophyta; Magnoliopsida; Poales; Poaceae
Product: rRNA-processing protein fcf2-like
Exons: 5
Coding region: 16-618 (200 amino acids)
Biological process (GO): RNA processing
Cellular component (GO): nucleolus
Molecular function (GO): RNA binding
Source: RefSeq, a predicted model, not a curated record
GGCAGAGGGAGAGAGAUGACGGAGGCGGCGGCAGCGCUAAUCGGCCUGUCGUGGGCGCCCAAGAUGCCUUCCCUGCCGGCGGCCUGCAGCAGCAGCAGCAGGAAGGGCUCGGCACCGACCUCGAGCAUCGACGCGCAGGGGAGUCUCUGGAAGCCCAGCAACGAGCUCGUGGGCGGGCUCUUCGUGCCGCCGAGGGACCCGAGGAAGGUCAACAAGAUGGCGAAGAAGAACGUCAAGGACACCACCGGCAAGGGCUGGUUCGACAUGCCUGCGCCUACCAUCACACCCGAGUUGAAGAAAGACCUUGAGAUUUUGCAGCUGAGGCAUGUACUGGACCCUAAAAGGCAUUUCAAGAGAUCUGGUAAAUCCAAGGCCCUACCGAAGUAUUUCCAAGUGGGAACAGUUAUUGCGCCUGCGUCUGAGUUCUACUCAGGUAGGCUCACAAAGAGUGAUCAGAAAACAAACUUGGUCGAUGAGAUAUUAUCUGACCCAAAACUGAAGAACUACAGGAUGCGCAAGGUAAGGGAAAUUCAGGAGACACGGACGCCAGGAGGCAACCAGAAGUGGAAGAACAAGGGCAGGCAAACAUUCAAGAGAGCCAAGGAUAGGCGGAAAUAAGCUACACGUGGUGUCUUGUCCGUGUAUUGCACCAAGGAAGAAGCGAGAAAUGGAGCCAAACCAGAAAGAUCUGAGCACAUUGAUAUUGCAGCCACUAGUACUGUCCUUGCGCCUCCAGGGUAAUAUAGCGAACGCAUGUUGACCGACAGCAUUUCCUUUCCUUUAUGUAAGCAGGUGUAACGUAACGUGAGAGAUGUUUGUUCCCUUACUUCCUAGUAAUGUGAUCGGAGCUUGAGCCUUGAUGUAUUAUCCAAGCAUAUUUGCCGAGCAAAGUAUAUUUCUCAUCGUAAUGACGGAAUUUGAGUUUGGAA